UCCCCUUUUUGAUUCCUGUCUGAGACAAUCACACCACAGGAAGGUCUCCCCACCUGCCAGCAAAGAGCCUCGCCAUCCGCCGCUGUUCUUUUCCGUUGCAUGCAUCUGUCUGCGUUAAGGGCGACAACCUGGGAGCGACUCUUCUACUAAAACACUACAAAGAAGAGAGACAGAUCUGUCAAGAGCAAAGGGCGAUUGAUUUCCGGGCCACCGAGAGACCCUUCUUGGAUAGGAUCCUGCCGUCGCGUCUUCUCAACAGAUCCCGGCACCGCAGGUUGUCCUCUCUUUCUCAGCUCGGUUUCACCUCUUCGACCCACAGACAAACUCACGCGCGCAGCUGUUCCCCCCAGAAAAGCAUGGAACUGGGGGUGUAAUUCUCUACCGUUUUUUUCCACUCGCGACAACAAGGCUUUGGUUGAAGGACGGCGGGGUCUUUCAGAACUCCAGGGAAAUCGGCCUCUUCGACUCUGUUCUCUCUCUCUCUCUCGAUGGAGUCUUCUUCUGGAAGUAUCUCUCUUGGAGAGGCCGCUGCCUCAGCCGCCCCGCUUCCCUGCGAUGUGCCAUCCCAGUCGCCUCCUCCAUUCGGUGUAUCUGCGCCAAGCAGAGCCGCGGGAGUCUCUCUCCCUACCUCAAGCGCAACUCCUGUCUCUCCGGUCCUUCACACUUCCUCUUUGUCUUCGUCCCAUUCGUACAAAAGCCUGUCUCGGAGUGCAGAACCUGCAGCGAAGUCCUCUGUAUCGGCCUCGAAAUUGCAUCCGCUUUCUCGCGAGGUCGCGCGCAUCCUGUCGCAUCCCUUUCUGGAGGCUCCAUUCUUGCCGGAGGCCCUUGCGUGUCUGUCUUCGUGCAUUGACGCGGGAGACCAGACAGCUGUCUCCGCCGAUUCCAAGACCUGUGGAGACAGCGCGCUCUCCGCAGACUCUUCACUGACUCCAAGUCAAUCUUCGGGGCUGGAGAGACCAUCUUUUCUCGGCCCUCUAAUCUACCGUGAGAAGCUGCGAAUACACCAGGAGGCUCUUGGCGCCUUCGCGCCUAUCCGGCGUCAAAUCGUCGAGGUCGCGGAACAGGCCCAAACUCUGUCUCGCAUGUGUUCCCAGUCUUCUUCUCAGCUGCGGCGAAGUCGCGCCCAACUCGCCGGCCUGCUCUGCAAAGUCGAAGGACUUCGGGAGCAACAGCGCGCGCUUCAGAGCCGCCAGCGCCUCUGCCAGCUGCUCCUCGACGCCCUGCAGUUGCCGGCGCGUCUUCUGGAGGCCCUCACGGGCCGCCGACGUGCAUGCGUCGAUCUCCCGGAGACAGCGCAUGGAGACAAAACGGCGCUUGCGGGCGCGGCGAAGGGCCCCAAGCAGGGUCUGGGUCCAGAGGGACCCGGAGAAGGAGACAGCAAGGAAGAUCUGCAGCUCGACAGCCGCUUCUUCGAGGCUUUGAAGGAAGUGGAGAAGAUCCGGAAGCGGGCGCUGAAGCUGCAGGCGCAAACGUCGAUGGCAGAUCGGGAUAUCUCUGAGGAACACCAAUCUUGCAUGCAGAACGCGUCUCUCGCCAACAGAUCUGACCGGAUGCUCUUCGGGGGCGCUCCUCCGCGCCUCGCAGACGACGUUCUGCAGCACACAGCGGACCUCCGGGAAGCGGCGUUCGAGCGCUUGUACCUUUGGAUGCAGCGAAUCUUCAAAAGCGCGUGCGUCGGUGGAGUCAACGCCAAGUCGAGGCAAGACCGCAGAAGCGACAGAAGCGACCACAGCGGCGGGCAGAGCUCUCGACAUGAGCGAGAGACGCCCUCCGGGGACUCGGAGACCCUCGACGCUGUUCAGCAGGUCGAGGCUUUCGCAGCCGCGCUCGCCACCGCCGGCUUGGCGCGAAAAUGGGAGCGGGAGGGGCUGGCGCGCGCAGGCGAGACGCAGAGCCUGACGACAGUUCUGGGCGUGAAUGACGAACCAUCGCUGUUGUUUCGAGGCUUCCAGGCCCUAGAAGACCGGCAUGCGUACCUCCAGCACUCUGUCCAGGAGUUCUCGCGGGUGCGGUCUCAACUCAUCAUAGACGCAUUCUGGGGCUCGUCCCUCGAAAGCGAAGCUGCGCCCCCUGCUCGCGCAUCGACGGGGCCGGUCUCGGGCCUUCUGGCGAGGACCCGAGACCUCGCUCAGCACUGGAGAAAGGGGGGCGUUUUUGGAGGGAACGCCGGACUUGGCGGGGGGUCGCCGGGAGACGCAGACGGUCGAGCCGCAGCCGAGGCAGCAAACGGCCUCGCCCUCGGCGCCUCGUUCGACACGGUCUGCCGAGCUGAGCCUGUCGAAUUCUUGCGCGCCACUCUGCAGUAUGUCGUGCAUGCAGUCGCUGCGGAACGCGCAGUCAUUCGGGGCCUUCUGGGCCUGCUUCCGAGGGAGGAUACACAGCCUCCCGGGGGGGCUUCAGGGGGUAUAGGCGCUUUAGGGUCUCUGGGACUGGAGACUCCUGGAGGGCGGUCAAAGUGCCUCGCUGAAGAGACAGACUCCCUGGGUGGGGCGGAGAGGAGACAGACAGAGCCUGUGUCGGGCCUUGACGUGGAAGACCCGGCAAAAGAAGCGCGUGAGGCAACCGUCGAGACGCGGGAGGGGGCGAGGAGACACCUAGACGCUCAGGAGUGGGUCCUUGAUGAAAAUGGAAGGCCUGGGGCUCUUCCAGAUGGCCCGUCGGCGGAGGGUAAGGAAGGCAGGGGCGGCGACCUUGGAGCCCCGGACAGAGCUUGUGGCGGAGGUGAACCGAGUGGAAGCUGUGGGGAGAUGUUGGGAGUGCGAGAGGCCCUCAGAGGCACUCGACUUCUCCAAGAGACAACAGCAGGCAUGUCUCGGCCUUUACGGGCAACCAUCGAACAAGCCUUUUCUAUGAUUCGAGCGAGCGCGACGGCUCCAGGAGCGGCGGGAGGAACUCGACUUCAGCAGCAGCAUGUUCUCGGGGUGCUUCUCAUGGUUCGCAUGCUGGACGUUUACGCGGCUCUUCUCCGGUGUCUCCUUGUCUUCGAUAUGGGGCUUGCUUCCGCCACACGGCACCCGCAGGAGCCCAAGGGCGGCCCAGGGCCUCAGCCUGUGCCCGGAGAAGGACCGCCGGAGAACGUUCGUGAACCUUCGGUGUCGGAUCCGACGUAUCCUUCUCCGGCUGCGCGAGGGCGACUCGAAACGCGCACUGGAAACGCGGUUGUCGAGACGUCCUUCACCGUUCCAGAGCUAGUUCUCUGCUGCGAAGAGUACGCAGAAAAGGGUGAAGAACUGUUUCUCUCUCUCUGGGAGCGGCAAGUUGUUCGAGCUGCGUCCUCCUCUACAGCGGCUCAGCUCUCGUCCGUGCUGCUCUCAGGUCGCCUGUCUCCCGGGGUUCCUGGCACUGAAGGAAGCGCAGGGCUUGGAGGCGAAGGCGAGUUGAUCGCAACAGAGGGCGGCGCGUUCCUCGAGCUCACAGGCCGACUGCGAGAAGCUCUUGAGAUCCUGAAUGCGCCCGUGAUCUCUGUCGAAGAAGAAAACGAGCUCUGGCUCCUCGCUUCUGGAGCCGCUGCCGCUGCCUCGCGACGCUCGCGCCCGAUGGCGGCAGGCGGCCUGCCGGCCUGGGCUGACACUCCGGUUGUCACCAAUCUCGUGAGGGACAGAGACGCUUCUGUGUGGGGGACUGAGGUGAGAAGGCGGAGUCACUUGGCAGGACGAAGAAGCCGAAUCACAGGGAUGCGUGCCUUCGAGGACCUCAGCAGUGAAGCGUGUGAAGGCGGCGAGGGCGAGCAAGCCAGCGAAGAACUGCAUGCGUGGGUGGAAGCCUCCGUCGCGCCUCUCUUGAACUUCUGUAGACAAGAGGCGCAGCGCUUCAGCGAUGCCGGGGAGACCGCCGUCUGUCUCAUCAAUGCGUACGCCAGCGUGCAAGAACCGCUGCGCCGCUUCCGUGUUUGUAGAAGUUAUCUGCGGGUGCUCGCUGAACUUUUAGAUCAGCAAAUGGUUAAGCUCAUCGAGGUUGAGUCGGGCAAAAUCCUCGCCUAUCUCGGACUCGCUGACAGGCUCGAGGCUGUCCGCCGAGCUGUGGAACGAGAGAAGGGGCGGCUUGGAGUCGCGGGACCCGACGCUCUCCCCCAGGUCGGUGACGGCAAGGCGCCUCUCCAAGUUGGCACAGAACAGAGCGGAGAUGCGGGGCCUGACGACGAGGUUCUUCUGCACAAGGAAGGGCUAGUGAAGUUUUUCGGCGAGUUCUACGUUGCACUGUAUGGACUGAGUGCGCUGAACCUCGACUAUGUCGACAGGCUGAUGCAUUGGCACUUGCGGUCGCAUGCAAAAAAAGCCGUGCUCAACGCAGUCCUACAGGCCUAUUCGGAGAUUUACAAUCACGUGAGCCACUUACGAGUUGCUACUCACACCCCUGGAGAUGUCGCUCUGCUUCUCGAUGUGUGAAAAACCUGCGGACUCGAGAGGGGGUUUCGAAAAGGUCGUCGCAUUGUCAGUUGGAAGCCGUAAAAAACUGAAACAUACACUAGCGCUGGAACCAUUCACAA
Molecule: messenger RNA, 4486 nt
Organism: Toxoplasma gondii ME49
Lineage: Eukaryota; Apicomplexa; Conoidasida; Eucoccidiorida; Sarcocystidae
Exons: 1
Coding region: 489-4385 (1298 amino acids)
Biological process (GO): intra-Golgi vesicle-mediated transport
Cellular component (GO): COG complex
Source: RefSeq, a predicted model, not a curated record